AUGCCCAAGGGGCAGGGGUAUGGGGCCUGCCAGACCAAGAGGUGGCUUAUCCUGCUGCUGCUCCUGCUGUGGCUGGGCCCCCCAGUGGCCCCUGGCAUGGAGGACGCUGCCUUCCCCCACCUUGGGGAGAGCUCGCAGCCUUUGCCCCGGGACUGCCCCCCACGCUGCUCCUGCCCCCGUGUGGACACUGUGGACUGUGAUGGCCUGGACCUUCAAGUGUUCCCAGACAACAUCACCAGGGCCACUCAGCACCUCUCCCUGCAGAACAACCAGCUCCAGGAACUCCCCUACAACGAGCUCUCGCGCCUCAGUGGCCUCCGGACCCUCAAUCUGCACAACAACCUCAUUUCCUCCGAGGGCCUGCCGGACGAGGCCUUCGAGUCCCUCACCCAGCUACAACACAUCUAUGUCGCCCACAACAAGCUAUCAGUGGCCCCCCAGUUUCUGCCCCACUCCCUCCGUGUCGCGGAUCUGGCUGCCAAUCAAGUGACAGAGAUCUUCCCGCUCACCUUUGGGGAGAAGCCGGCACUCAGGUCUGUGUACCUCCAUAACAACCAGCUGAGCAACGGAGGCCUGCCCCUUGACGCCUUCCGUGGCUCUGAGGCCAUCGCCACACUCAGCCUCUCCAGCAACCGGCUCAGCUACCUGCCGCCUAGUCUGCCGGCCUCGCUGGAGCGGCUCCACCUGCAGAAUAACCUCAUCUCCAAGGUGCCCCGAGGGGCCCUGAGCCGCCAGACCCAGCUCCGUGAGCUCUACCUCCAGCACAACCGGCUGACUGACAGCGGCCUGGACACCACCACCUUCAGCAAGCUGUGCAGCCUCGAAUACCUGGAUCUGUCCCACAAUCAGCUGGAAGAGGUGCCUGCAGGCCUGCCCCGGACCCUGGCUGUCUUGCACCUGGGCCGCAACCGCAUCCGGCGGGUGGAGGGGGCUCGGCUGCAGGGAGCACAGGGCCUGCGCUACCUACUGCUGCAGCACAACAAGCUGGGGGGCACGGGGCUGCCCCCUGGGGCUCUGCAGUCGUUGCAGCGCCUGCACACACUGCACCUGUACGGCAACGGGCUGGAGCGUGUGCCCCUGGCGCUGCCCCGCCGCCUGCGGGCCCUGGUGCUGCCCUACAACCAAGUGGCUGCACUGGGUGCCCGUGACCUGGCCUCCACGCGGGGUCUGACUGAACUCAACCUGGCCUACAACUGCCUGGCCAGCGCCCGCGUCCACCGCCGGGCCUUCCGCCCACUGCGUGCCCUGCGAAGCCUCGACCUGGCUGGCAACCAACUGACGCAGUUGCCCGCCCGCCUGCCCUCCAGCCUCCACGCCCUGCGGCUGCAGCGCAACCAGCUUCGCGUCCUCGAGCCCGAGCCACUGGCUGGCCUGGACCAGCUGCAGGAGCUCAGCCUGGCCCACAACCGGCUCCGGGUGGGCGACAUUGGGCCUGGCACCUGGCACGAGCUGCAGGCCCUCAAGGUGCUGGACCUCAGCCACAAUGAGCUGUCCUUUGUGCCACCGGACCUGCCCGAGGCCCUGGAAGAGCUGCACCUGCAGGGCAACCGCAUCGGCUACGUGGGCCCCGAGGCCUUCGCCAGCACACCUCGCCUGCGAGCCCUCUUCCUCAGGGCCAACAGGCUUCAUAUGAUGAGCAUCGCGCCUGAAGCCCUUCUGGGCCUCCCACACCUGCGAGUGGUGGACACAACGGGUAACCCAGAGCAGGUCCUCGUCCGGCUGCCGCCCACGGCCCCACGUCAACCACGGGCAGGUGGCCCCUGA
This is a messenger RNA of Orycteropus afer afer, 1764 nucleotides long. RefSeq names its product podocan like 1 (gene PODNL1). The transcript has 10 exons. The coding region runs from base 1 to 1764 and encodes 587 amino acids. NCBI's taxonomy places the organism in Eukaryota, Metazoa, Chordata, Mammalia, Tubulidentata, Orycteropodidae. The record is from RefSeq and is a predicted model, not a curated record. Gene Ontology annotation, molecular function: protein binding.